Messenger RNA from Dictyostelium discoideum AX4, 7494 nucleotides. RefSeq names its product integrator complex subunit 1 (gene ints1). Gene Ontology annotation, biological process: U2 snRNA 3'-end processing. The record is from RefSeq and is a predicted model, not a curated record. Bases 1 to 7494 code for a protein of 2497 amino acids. Lineage: Eukaryota; Evosea; Eumycetozoa; Dictyosteliales; Dictyosteliaceae. Gene Ontology annotation, cellular component: nucleus; integrator complex. The transcript has 2 exons.
AUGAUGUUAAAUAAAAUAAAAAGAUCAAAAGCUGGAUCGAUCGAAGAUUCAAAAUUACAAGCUUUACCACUUGGAACAAGAAGAAAAAUAGGUCAAACAACAGGUGAAUCAGAUAAUAAUAAUAAUAAUAGUAACGAUCAAUCAUUAAAGAAAUUUAAAAAUGAUAACACAGAGGAAAAUAAUUCCAUUGGAGUGAAUAAUAACACAAGCACAAAUAUAAAUAUAAAUACAAAUACAAAUAUAAAUACAAAUAAUAGUACGAAUACAAAUAAUAUAAAUAAUACGAACAAUAAUAAUAAUAAUAAUAAUAAUAAUAAUAAUAAUAAUAAUAACAAUAAUAAUAAUAAUAACAAUAAUAGUAAUAAUAAUAAUAAUAAUAACAUCAGUAACGGCGGUAAUAAUAUUAAUAAUAAUAACAAUAAUAACAAUAAUGGUAAUAAUAAUAAUAAUAUUAAUAAUAGUAAUGGUAUUAGAAGAGUAUUUGAUCAAAAUUAUUAUAUAGAUUUAGUAGAGAGUGAAGAAGAUAUUGAAAUCAAGAUAAGGAUAAUUAAAUCGAUGUUAAUGGUAUUAAAGAGUAGUGUUGGCAAUGAACCUGAUAAAUGUGCAUUCAUAUCGUUAUUGGUUAUAUGUAAGAGGUCACCAACACUAUUCUCACAUUUUGAUUUACUGGAACCAUUAUUAUCACUCUUAAAAAAGGAUCCAACACAUGUACAGAAAAAAAAUAAUCUUCUCUCCAUUUUAGCUUGUAAUUUAUUAAUGGCUGGUUAUGAUCAUAUUCAGGAUUGGCCAGUCUACCUAUUCUGUGCUUAUUUAGAUGAUGCAAUUGGUGAUCGAUAUUGGGUAGAAGAUCAAUACUGUAAAACUUUUGUAAACAAUAUAAUAACUGCUUUUCCACAACAACCACAACCACCACAACAACAACAAACUAAACAACCUGUAAAUAUUAAAACACAACCUCAACAACAACAACAACAACAACAACAACCUCAACCUCAACAAAUUAAAAAGAGUGAUGAUGAUAUAGUUGAAGAAAUUGAUAAUUUAUUAUCAGUAAGUUCAUCAUCACAACCUCAACCUCAACAACAAAAGAAUAGAUUUUCACAUUGUUUAAAUGAUAUAAUUAAAUAUAUAAUUCAUAUGAUAAGACAAUAUAUUCAAUCACCAAAUCAAAGAGUAUUUAUAAAGUUAUUAUCAUUAACAGUUGGAUUUAAAGAGUCUAGAUUAGAGGGAUCACAAAUUAUUGAACAGUUACUUGGUAAUACCAAUGUAUUUAGAUUUGCCAAAGAGUAUUUAACACAAUUGUUGGCAGCAACUACAGAGAGUACAGUAGAGGAUAUUAAAACGGUUCAAAAUUUAUUAAAGAUUCAAGUUUCACAUCAUAUCGAUAUCAUUUCAACAUUAUUAGUUAAUAAUCCAAUUUAUCCAGCAAUAGCAUUACAUCAAGCCAUUGAAAUUGAAUUGGACACAAAUCAAAAGGUUGCAACCAAAUCAAAACUUUCAAUCAUUUUCAAAUUCUUACCAAAUAAUCGUGGUGAAGAAGAGUUGGCUAUGAUUUUAAAGGAUUUUUGUUCACGUGAUGAUUCAAUAAGGUCACCUGUUAAAAUCAUUGUUAAAAAGAUUUUAAAGAAUUUAACUUUUAUAAGUUUAUUUUAUCUUUGUGAACAAUUAUCAACAAUAACUCAAAAGGAUGAACAAUUUUAUUUAUUAUUACAAUCAUCUCAACAACAGCAACAGCAACAACCACCACCAUCAACUAUAACAAUUACAAGAGAAAGAUGGGCAUUAAAUAUAAUUCAUAUGUUAACACAAAUUUUAUUUUUAAUACCGUCAAUGAAUGAACAUUUAAAAGAUCAAAGUAAUAUGAGAUCAAUGAUAAGUACUAUUCAAUCAUCAAGUGUUUCAUGGUGUUUUAAAUUAUUAAAUUUGGGUGUAUUAUCAUAUGGUGAUGCAUUAUCAUUGAUUGGAAAGGUAUUAAUAUUUGAACCAUUGAAUUCAUUCUUUCAAGCACCCAAUUUAGCUGUUGAUUCCGAUAGAAAUGCUUAUCGUAUGUUAACGACAGAGAUACCGAUUCAAGAGAAUAUAUUGGAUAUAUUAUUAACGAUUGGAUUCGAAUAUCCAUCAGAGAAGAAAAUAGUAUUGGAACUUUGUGAAGCUCUAUUGAAACGUGCAAUCUCCAUUGUGCAUAAAUUCAAUGUUUUAGUACCAUUGACUAAAGUUACAUUUGCAGAAUCGAUUCUUUCUCUAUCCAGAAUUGAGAAUACCUCUGAACCACAAUUAGCCUACACUUCUUUAUUCUGGCAAUCAACCAUAUUGGCAUGUCUAUUGAUUUGUUUAUCACCCUCUAUCAUUGGCUCCUAUUAUUGGAAUAAUUGUCCGACCAUUAGAAUUCUCAUUGAAAUGAUCAUCACUAGAUCUUGGAAAUUCCCACCUUAUCUUCCAAAAGCAGUGGCAAACAAUCCAUCCUAUUUUCAAUUAAUUGAACAAAAUCAAAGAAUUGAAGAAAAGAAAUUACUCUCUAGAAUACCACAAUUAACUUCUAUCGAUUUCAUGAUAUUGGAUUCAAUUAAAGGUACCAAUGGUGUAAUUAGACAGCCUCCUGAGGAAAUCAUUGAAAAACUUCAAAAACUUGAUAACGAUUUUCAUUUAGGGUUUAUUCUUUGCAAUUGUAGAUCACCAGAUUUCCUCUUGGAUAUAAUGUCAAAUCAAGAUUCAAAACAAUCAAUGAUGUGGUUAAAUCCAAUUAUUCAUAAUGAUCCAAAAACUCUUGAUAUUUUACCACCAAUUUGUUUAAGUGAAAUACUUUUAUCAACUCAAUUUGAACAACAACAACAACAACAACAACAACAACAACAAUUACAAACACCACAACAACAACAACAACAACAGCAACCAACAAAUCCAAUAGCACCAAGAGUAUUAAAUAGAAUGUCUUUAUUUUUUAAUUCACCAUCUCCUGUACCAACUUUAGAGAUUUUAAAUUUCUUUUUUACUUUACUUUGUUCUGAUAAUCCAAUAAUAAGAAUUUUAUCAAAGAAAUCACUUUCAUUAUUAGUUUUACCAAUUAAAUCAACUUUAUCAACUACAACAACAACCACAUCAUCAACAACAACGACAACCACAACUACAACCAGUACAACCACUUCAACUUCAACAUCAUCAUCAUCAUCAUCACUUAAUCCAACUCAACCAUCAUUAAGAAGUUCUUGUGAUAAAAUUAAAACUAGUGGAUUAAGUGGAUCAUCAAAUGGUAUUAAUCAAUCAUCAGAUUCAAUUACAGCAGUGGCAGGUUCAACAUCACCAACAACAACAACAACAUCAUCAUCAUCAACUUGUCAAACAUAUAUAACUGAAGAAUUUCAAUGGUUAUUAAAAUUAAAUAAUUUGGCAUGGUUUGAAGAAUCACAAGAAAUCGUUAUUUCUGCAUUGAAAAAAGCAAUCAAUGUUGAAACUGAUGUUUCAUCAAUUAGAUCAUACAUUCAAUAUUUAGUUGUUAAUCAAAGUACACCAUUCGAUGCAUCAUUUCAAAUGGAUUUAUCUCAAUUGAUUUUAAAUAGAGGUAUAAUUGCAAAUUAUUUAUUAUCAAGUGAUAUUUCAAUAUUAAUAUUUAAUGCUUAUUUAAAUAUAUUAGAACCAUUAAAUCAAAAAGAUUUAUCAAAGAAAUUAUUAUUAUUAUCAUCAUCUACCAAUAGUAUUAAUAAUAUUAAUAAUAAUGAUAAUAAUAAUAAUAAUAAUAAUAAUAAUAAUAAUAAUAAUAAUAAUAAUAAUAAUAAUAAUAAUGAUAAUAAUAUUAAUAAAAAUAAUGAUGAUAAUAAUCAUAGUAAUAGUAUGGCCAAUAAUAAUUUGCCUAAUAAUAAUAAUAAAAAUAAUCAAAAAUCAAAGAAAUGGGUUAAAAUAAUUAAAAAUAGUAAUAAUAAAAAUAAUGAUGAUAAUAGUAUGGAAGAUGAUAAUAAUGAAGAUAUAAUAUAUUUACCAAGAAUAGUACUUGAUUCAAUUAUUUAUUGUAUUUCAUCAUCUUUAAAUGUUAAUGAUAUUGAUCAAAUUCAAAGUAUAGUUGCAAUACUCUUUCCAACAACAACAACAACAGCAAUAGAUCAAGAUAAAACUUUUGAAAUUAAGAAUAAAUUUUUAGAUUUUGAUAAUCAAACUGAUGAAGAACCAAUAUUAAAGAGUAAGCAACUUGUUGAAGUAUCCUUAAAAUCAUCAAUUCCACAACUUAUUUCAAUUGCAUUACAAAGAAAUACUUCUGUAGGUUUAUUCAAUGGUUUAAAUGAUUAUAUAGAACAAUUGAUUUUAAAGGGUAUUGAAAUGUCAUUUUUAUCACGUUCAAUGAUUUUAGAAAUAAUUGAUAAAAAUAUUGAUAAAAUUAAAUCAUCUUUUGAAAAUAAUAGUAGUAAUAAUGAUAAUAAUGAAAGUAAAGAAAUUAAAGAAAUUUUAAAUCAAAUCAUUGAAAAUAAUGAAAAACAAACAAUCUUAAAAUUAUUUAUAAAGGAAUCUUCAAAACAUGGUCAAUUGUUUUUAAAUUUUAUUGAAUCAUUGAUUUCUGCUAAAAGUGGUGAUAGUAAACAAAUAACAAAGAAAAAACAAAAAUCAUCCUUUAAUUUAUUUAAUGAAUUUUUAGAAACUGAUGAAAUUAAUAAUCAAGAAAUCGAAGAAGGUUCAAUGGAAUUGGAUAUUAAUUUUGAAAAUUCAAUUAAACAUCAAAUUUUGAAUAUUAAUAAUAAUAAUAAUAAUAAUAAUAAUAAUAAUAAUAAUAAUAAUAAUAAUAAUAAUAAUAAUAAUAAUAAUAAUAAUAAUAAUAAUAAUAAUAUAACUCAAUUGUUAGAAGGAAAUGGUCAAAUAGAUUCAUUUGUAAAAGCAAUUAAUUCUUUUGAAGUAUCAAAAAGUAUUAGUAGUGACAUUAAUAUCAAUAUACCUUUCUCAAUAUCGACAAUUAGAAUUUUAAAGAACACUACUCAACAAAAACAACAAAAACAACAACAAAAAGAAUCAGUACAAAAAUCAAUACAAUCUUUAUCAAAGUUAAUUUUAAGCUCUAAAAAUAUUAAAAACUAUCAAAAAAGAUUUAUUGAUCAUAUUUUAAAGAAGAAAUCAAAUUUAGAAUUAAUUGAAUCAGCACAAAAUCUAACUUUGGAAAAUGGUAUUAAUAAGGAAUUUGAUAUUUGUAAAGAAUGGGAAAUAUAUAGUAGUGGUAGUGGUAGUAGUAGUAAUGAAAUCAAUGAUCAAUUUAAAGGUACAGAAAUUAUUAGAAAAUUAGUCAAUAAACAACACUUUUCAAUAAUUAUAGUUAGUGAUCCAUUGAAAUUAGGUGAAAUAUUUAAAUCAUUAGUUAAACAAUUCAUAUUAAAUGAUCAAUUAAGAUUGGAGGAGUUUAUUGGUGGUUUCUUUACAAAAGUAUAUUCAAAUUCUCUAUCUCAAUCAAGUACAAUAACAAUUGUUUUAUUCAAUUCAUUGGUAUCAUUAUUAACUGAUUUUGGUUCAAAUAUUCAAAUGAAACAAUCAUUAGGUAUACUUUUAGAUUGGACCGGUUUAUUAGUUCAACAAUUUCUAUUAAAAAAUAAUAAUAACAAUAAUAAUAAUAAUAAUAAUGGAAUUAGUUUAAAUAUAAAACAAUUUUAUUUCUUAUUAUUUGGUAAAGGAAGUUUUAAAUUUUCAACUCUAUUACAUUCACAUUUUAUUCAUAAUUCAACUUGGAGAAAUUUAAAGAUUAUGAUGCAAUGGUUAUUUAAAGUUAAUAAUAAUUAUAAUGAUGAUGAUGAUGAUAAUGACGAUGGUGAUAGGCCAAUCAUUGAUGCAACACUUGUUCUUAAUUUUAUAAAUGCAUAUCACCAACAUCCAAGAUCAGGAGCACCAUAUUAUAGUGCAUCAAAUACGGCAACUACUGCAUCAUCAAAAAGUAUUACUAAUAUGUCAACAAUUAUGGAUUCAAUGGUAAUGCAUUAUUUGAAUCCAUCAACUAUUAGAACUUUAUCAGAUUAUAUAAUUGAAGAGAUUGAUCAAGUUAAAGGUGGUCCUUCAAAUUAUCCACAAUCAAAAUUAAGAAAUAGAAUGAAUCUAUUGAUUUCAUCAUCAAUGAUUUCAAAAGAGAAUUUAAUUUCAUUGGUACUUCAUUUAUCAAAUCAAUAUACAAAAUCAACUUCCUCUUCAAUUGUAAUUAAACAAAUUUAUUUUGCUUUUCCUUCAACUUUAAAAUCAAUUUUAACUAAUUUUUCACCAUGUUUAAUUGUAUCAUCUCCAAAUAAUUUAUUAUCACAACAACAACAGCAACAACAACAACAACAACAACAGCAACAAAAACAACAAUCUAACAAUAGUAAUAAUAUUAAUAAUAAUAAUAAUAAUAAUAAUAGUGAAAAGAAACAAAAAUCAAAAGAACAAAAUAUAAUAUUAACAACAAAUGAUUUAAUAGUUAAUAAUCAAAGUAUACCAUCAACUCAAUUGGAUAUUAUAUUACAUCGUGUUAUAUUAAAGAUAUCAGAUAUGAGUACAAUUGAGAAUAGAAAUUCUGGAUUUAUUAUAGUUAGAAAAUUGGCAAUUUUACAUCCAGAGUUGAUAACACUCCAUUUACCAAGUUUCUAUUCAUUGUUAUCAGGUAGAGCUGAUACUCCUCUAACUCUUUUCCUAAGUAGAAAUUAUCAUCAUUUAUUCUAUCAAAUUUUAGAUCUAUUGGAUAUACUAAGACCAAUCGUAUUUAACAGUCAAUCAUUGUUACCAAUACUUCAAGAAUAUUUCACACUGUUUUCAAAUAAUUGUAAUCAAAGAAUUAAUGAUUUCAUACCAAUAGUUUCAAAACUUUGUGAUUUCUUAUUACCAUUCACUGGAAAUUAUCAAAAUUUGGAUAUACUCAUUCAAAACAAAGAUACAAUUAAAUCACUAUCAAUAUUUUAUCCAAAUGCUGAACCUUUAUUAUUAAGAAUUAAACCAAAUCAAAUUUCAUCUUUAUCAUCUUCAUAUUAUUUAUCUUCAUUACUUUCAAUUAAUAAUAAUAAUAAUAAUAAUAAUAAUAAUAAUAAUAAUAAUAAUAAUAAUAAUAAUAAUAAUAAUAAUAAUAAUAAUAACCCAUUAGAAUUAAUUAAAUUUAAAUUAUAUGAUAAUGGUUAUAAUAAUAAUAAUAAUGAUAAAUUAGUUAAACAAUUAGAAGAUGUUAUUAAAAUUACUCAAAAUUUACCAAGCUAUUUACAUUGUAUUAAAGAUGAAUUAUUAAGACUAAUUCAAUCAGAUUAUCAAAAUAUUAGAGCAAUCUCAUAUUUUCUCAUUCAAAGAUAUCUUCAAUAUUGUCCACAAGAUGCUGAAUCAAUGAUGGAUAAAUAUUUAAGUUGUUUCCAACAUUGGAAUCCUGAUGUGGUCAAGGAUGCAAUUCAACAUUCUUCCGAUUUUUAUUGUCUCUCAAAUGAUCGUUCCGAAUAUUUAAUUGAACAAAUUUUAAUCUAUGGUGGUAAAGAUUCAAUUAAUGAUAUUAAAAAAUUAAUUAAUCCAUUUAGUCGUAUAUUCUAUUAA